AUGGAUAAGCUUUAUGAAAUAUCUCUACGAGGCGAUGUUAAGUCCCUCAAGGAGCUACUAAAUAAACACCCUCACCUCCCUCUUGAUACAACAUUUACAGGUAAUUGUAGAACUUCUUUACACAUAGCCGCUAUGUGUGGUCAUGUUAAGUUUGCAGAGGAGCUUAUAGGACGAAAUAGCCUACUUACAAGGAUAGAGGACUCACAUGGAUUUACGGCCCUUCACUUGGCUUCUGCGAGAAAAAGCUCUCUUAUGGUGGAAAAGUUGUUAGAUGGCAAUAACCAGGAUAUUUGUAUGUUUCAAGAUCAAGAUGGACGAACACCACUACAUUUAGCAGCAAUUGAAGGCCGAGUGAAAACUAUAAAAUUAUUACUUGAGAAGAACCCCGAAGCAGUUCACAGCCGAAAUGGUGAACAUGAGACCAUAUUACACCUUUGCGUUCAACAUAACAGUUUGAAGGCCCUAAAACUGUUGAUGAAUCAUUUGUCAUCAGAAGGUGCUAAUCCUAUAUCUGUCAAUUCUACAGACGCUUAUGGCAACACAAUUUUGCACCUCGCUGCAAAGAGGAAGCAGAUGGAGUGUAUGAAGUAUUUAAUGGAGAGCAAGGACUUCAAAAUUCACACAAAUGCCUUGAACAACGACUGCCUCAAAGCCCGAGAUAUGCUAACUCAGACAGAAAGAUAUGCUCUUGAAAUAGGGUACUACAAGAAAGAAGAAAAAACAUCUAAAGAAUGGAUGAUAGAGAGACUGAAUGCCUUAUUGGUGGUUGCAACAUUAAUAGCAGGAAUUGCAUUUCAAGCUGUUAUGAAUCCACCAGGUGGUGUUUUUCAAGAAGAUUCCACAAUCAAAGCUACUGACAACCCGGUUAUUUUUACUUAUUAUCUAGGGUCCGUGGCCAACUCUUAUGAGACUAAUCACUUUGAUAAAUAUCUAAAAAGACAACCAGAAGAUACCACCCAGAGCAAAAACAGAGAAAAGAUUAACACCAAUUUUGUUCGGGAACUAUUAAAAGCACUAGAGAAUGAGUCUUAUAGUGCUCGUGACGCUUUUGUGAAGGGCAGAUCACCCGGUAUUGUUCUGGAACAUGAAAAGUGGAACAAAAUCAUUUUCAAGUAUAAACCAAGGUUUGCCCCUUAUAUAAUACGCUAUGCUGGAACACCAACAUUGGCUUACAGAAACCCGAUGCUUUACAAAAUUUACAGGAUUAGUAAUGCAGUUGCGUUUUUAGUCUCUCUUAGCAUAAUCCUAGUAGUUAUAAUUGGGUUUAUAUACCAAAAGUCUAUCAAGCACAACACCAGAUAUCUGGUAGGAAUGAUGAUUGUUUCAACCUUGGGUUGGUUCAUAAGUUACAUAGUUGUUUUCAUAAGUAUGUCCCCGCCUUUUUACAGUUACCAGAAUGAUUUCAUGUUGGCAGUGGCAGUGAGCGUUCCCAUCUUGUCGCUUAGCGUGUGUGUUUACACCAUUUACUCUUGGUAUUUGAAGUCUAGAAAAGAAAUAUUAUUUGACCAGUUCCGGAAAGAAGAAAUCCGAGGUAUUGGUUCCAAGAAACACAUGGUAAAAACGUUCUUAAGGUCUAUCCCCGUUUACUGUUUCUUUAUUAUCGGCAUUUUGUCCAGCAGCGUAAUUUACAUUUUCGCAGUUAUUAAGCAAUAG
This is a messenger RNA of Papaver somniferum (opium poppy), 1653 nucleotides long. RefSeq lists its product as uncharacterized. Gene Ontology annotation, cellular component: plasma membrane. The record is from RefSeq and is a predicted model, not a curated record. The coding region runs from base 1 to 1653 and encodes 550 amino acids. Gene Ontology annotation, molecular function: protein phosphatase regulator activity; protein phosphatase 1 binding. Lineage: Eukaryota; Viridiplantae; Streptophyta; Magnoliopsida; Ranunculales; Papaveraceae. The transcript has 2 exons.